CGGAAGAUGCCUAGGAUGAAGAAAGUGUCCAAGAAAGUAGAGAAGAAAGAUGAGGAAGCAAUGCCGAAAUUUGACUUGGGUCUGGAUUUUAAUGAAAACGUGGUAGAGGAUAGGGAGCAAGAUCAUGGACACGAGGAAGUUGAGGAACAGGAUUCUGAGAGAGCAGAUGUCGUUGAUGGGAUGGUCGAAGACGAUGUGGAAUUGACACAGACCGACAUGUUCAAGGACAUUGAUGGCACAAUGAAUACGCAAGAACUGGUAAAGGAGGUGGAUUUGAUUGAAAAAAACAUGAGGUCUGGUAUGACAGCGCAAGAGGACAGGCAAGAGGAGCAACAUGAUUUCCAGAGCAUUGAAGAAAUUGGAGUGCUGGAUACACAGCAGCUAUGUGCUCAGGUUGAUAUCAUUUGUGAGCAAUUGUUGGGCAAUAACAACAAUGUUCAAGGCAGUGAAAUGGAUGGUGAAAAGGAUAUGCAGGACAGGA
Messenger RNA from Cuscuta epithymum, 481 nucleotides. Lineage: Eukaryota; Viridiplantae; Streptophyta; Magnoliopsida; Solanales; Convolvulaceae. The record is from the annotation of a GenBank genome assembly.